ACUGAAUUUCUUCGAUUGUCCUGUGCAAUUCUUAGAGUCCUUCCCCGCCAAAGAGCUAUGAAUUUCUGCACUGCAUUUUCUCUGUUCGUCGUCGCCGUUUUCAGUUUCGGCGGUUGCGCAGCUCUCAAGCAAGGAGAAACGUGCGUCUCGGACAGUAAGUGUGAUACCGGCCUGCAUUGCGAGACGUGUAUUGCGGUAGGCGAUUUUGCGCCUAGGUGUACCCGCGUUCAACCGCUCAAUCCGUUCUCUAAGGUCAAGGGAUUGCCGUUUAACCGGUACUCAUGGCUGACGACACACAGUUCAAUUGCCAAAGUGGGGGUAAAAUCAGGCACGGGAGACAUCCUAGUGACUACUACAACCCAGCAGGACACCAUUACUGAACAGCUCAAUAAUGGCGUUAGGGGUUUGAUGCUUGAUAUGUAUGACUUCAACAAUGACAUUUGGCUAUGCCAUUCAUAUGGUGGAAAAUGCUACAACUACACAGCUUUUCAACCUGCAAUAAAUGUCCUGAAAGAGAUUCAAGUGUUUCUUAAAGCAAACCCUUCAGAAAUUGUCACUAUCAUGAUUGAAGAUUACGUUGCAACACCAAAUGGAAUAACUAAGGUUUUUAAUGCAGCUGGCCUGGGAGAGUUCUGGUUUCCAGUAUCUCAGAUGCCUAAAAGUGGUGGUGAAUGGCCAACAGUUGAUGAAAUGAUUGAAAAGAAUAAACGGCUAGUGGUUUUCACUACAAAGUCUGCUAAAGAAUCUUCUGAAGGCAUCGCUUACGAAUGGGGAUACUUAGUCGAAAACAAAUAUGGAGACGAUGGGAUGAUAAAUGGAUCAUGUACCAAACGUGCAGAAUCACCUCCCUUGAACACACGAACCAGGUCACUAGUUCUUAUGAACUAUUUUCCAAGUGCACCAGAUCUUGCCCAAGCUUGCAAACAUAAUUCAAAACCAUUAAAGAGUAUGAUGUAUACAUGUUUUGAAGCUGCUGGCAAAAAAUGGCCCAAUUUUAUUGCUGUUGAUUUUUAUAAGAGAAGUGAUGGAGGGGGAGCUUCUGAAGCAGUUGACGAGGCAAAUGGCCAUCUAAUAUGUGGUUGUGCAAACAUCGCAUAUUGUAAGCAUAAUAUGACAUUUGGAACCUGUGAGCUGCCCCAACCUGACAAUUCUCCAGCAGCAAUAGCAGGUCGAGAAGGAACAAGCCUCACAAAUUCGGCCAGCAGAUCAGUUCAAUUGCCAUUGCUGCUUGGAAUGUGGUUAUUGGCUUUUUCCUUGUGCUUUAGAGAUGCAUGAUCACAAAGAAAGUGAUAUUUGGCUCAUGGAACUAUGGAAGUAUGGAAGGGC
Ipomoea triloba (trilobed morning glory) is the source of this 1326-nucleotide messenger RNA. Its product is annotated as PI-PLC X domain-containing protein At5g67130-like. Gene Ontology annotation, molecular function: phosphoric diester hydrolase activity. Gene Ontology annotation, biological process: lipid metabolic process. The transcript has 10 exons. Bases 58 to 1275 code for a protein of 405 amino acids. NCBI's taxonomy places the organism in Eukaryota, Viridiplantae, Streptophyta, Magnoliopsida, Solanales, Convolvulaceae. The record is from RefSeq and is a predicted model, not a curated record.